This is a messenger RNA of Octopus bimaculoides (California two-spot octopus), 1744 nucleotides long. Its product is annotated as growth hormone secretagogue receptor type 1. Gene Ontology annotation, molecular function: G protein-coupled receptor activity. Gene Ontology annotation, biological process: G protein-coupled receptor signaling pathway. Lineage: Eukaryota; Metazoa; Mollusca; Cephalopoda; Octopoda; Octopodidae. The record is from RefSeq and is a predicted model, not a curated record. Gene Ontology annotation, cellular component: plasma membrane.
UUAAUAUGUUUCAGUUGCAAUUAUUCUUGAUUUUAAUCAUUUAUAAAAUGCAUCUUGUGAAUUCUUCAAAUAACUUAUCGGUUCCCCAUCAAAAUGAUUACCAUGCAAGAACCACCCAUUACCCCUCAUCCCCAGAGAGCCGCUGGAAUAAUGACAACAGCAGUAGCAGUAAUAUCACCUCACUUGACCUCUACUGGGAACACAGGCUUGCUGUUAUCAUCAAUCUUUAUAUGCCACCUAUUUUGAUCGUUCUUGGGGCUAUUUGUAACUGUUUGGUUGUCAGAGUAAUGGUUGGGCGCUGGUUCUCGUCUGUUUCUUCAUCGGUGUACCUGAUAGCUGGGACAAUAGCUGACACAGCGAGUCUGUUAAUAGCCUUACCAGUUCAUUGGCUUUAUGUGAAUUUUCCAGAUUCAAUUCACAGGAAUGAAUAUUCUCACAUCAUGUGUAAGUUCUUCAAUUUCUUUGGAUGGGGUAGCAGCGACUAUGGUAUCAUUCUCACUGUUGCUAUGACAGUCGAUAAGGCAAUUGCCAUUCUAUUUCCGAUGAAAGCAAAAAUAUUAUGCACGACAAAACGUGCCAAAAGAGUUAUAUUCACACUUCUUUUGACUGUUAUUCUCAAAGAGAGCCACUUCUUGUUCACAUCUAACAUCGUUCCACUGGGUCGCACAGAACAGCUGUGUACUGUCGACAUUCCGAAUGAUACCUACCGUAUUUUCUAUGAGAAACUGUGGCCCACCAUUCACAAUUCUUUCCUCUGCCUAUCCUUCAUCAUUAUCCUCAUCAGCAGCAGCAUCAUCAUCAUCAGUAAGACCAAAAUGUCACGGAAAUUAAAAAAGUUCUCAGACUCAAUACGAAUCUCUCAUUCUGUGGAUCAAUCCAAAAGCCGACAAAUCACUAUCAUGUUGCUUCUAGAAUCCUUCACCCUUGUCCUACUCACGCUACCAUAUUCUUUAUAUGUCACCAUCUUUAACAGAGAACAAGAACCAAACGACCUUCACACGAAAUCCAUCAACCAGCUUGCUUUUGCCAUUGUUUUCUAUUUCCUCUACAUUAACAGGUGCCUCAACUUCGCCAUGUACUGUAUGAGUGGUUCCCGUUUCAGAAGUGCACUUCUUGAAGUAAUUAGGGGGUCGAAAGCUGGCCAAGAAAUAAGAAUUAAAUUAACUGCCACUCCAGCCUCCUCGUGUGAUCCAAUAGUGAGUGUAGUUUCCAAGUCAUCUCUCUGAAUGUGUAAUCCCAGACUGAAAAUGUUUAAAAGACAGACAGGAUGGUCAUGACUGACAUGUUCUUGAUCAUAAAUAAACAACAGCAAGAACAAACAUUGUGGUGUUAAACUACAUGCAGAUAUGCACACACACAUAUAUAUAUAUAUUUAUUUAUAAAAAAGAAGUUUGAAAACGCCAAUAUAUAAAAAGUGAAUUUUUAAUUUAUAAUUUUGUCAGAGAUAUUUUUAACAUGUUUCGGUUCUAGAAAAAAACGAACCUUAUCAAAAAUACAUAUUUAAAAAAAAAUAUAUAUAUAUAUGCCACACACACACACACAUAUAUAUUUAUUUCAUUUCCUGGUGUAUGACUGCAACUGAUUAAUAUAGAGCCCCACGAAGAGUAUACUCAUCCAUACCAGUGGUUCUUAACUUGGAUGGUAGCAAAUGUCAAGGGCUGCUCUGAGGGACAGGCAUUAAUUAAAAAGAGGCAUGAUAUGGUUUAGAAAUAAAAUAUUUAACUCGUUAUCAUAUUUCUGUUGA